This is a messenger RNA of Penicillium maclennaniae, 3963 nucleotides long. Its product is annotated as PE repeat family protein. The coding region runs from base 1 to 3963 and encodes 1320 amino acids. NCBI's taxonomy places the organism in Eukaryota, Fungi, Ascomycota, Eurotiomycetes, Eurotiales, Aspergillaceae. The transcript has 4 exons. The record is from RefSeq and is a predicted model, not a curated record.
AUGGGCAAGAAGGGCAAAAAGAAGAACAAUAAGACCAGCAACAACCGCCUUCCCGUCGGCGCUGCUCCAAACGAGCCAGAAGAAAGCACCAACCAGCCUGCCCUCGACUCGGAGGCUGCAGGUGCUGAAGAUGAACUCAGCAGGUUUCAACCGGUGGAGCGUCAUUAUCAGACCUUCGAUUUCAACACCGCAUCUUAUUAUACUUAUCCUAUUUCAAUUCCCAAUGGCAAUGAUCUGACGGCACCUAAGGUCCAGGACGACACAGGGCCAAGUGCCGAGCAAGAGAAGGAGACUCCUCCAGCCGAGGCUGCAGUAGACGAACCAAGCGCGUCUCCGGAUGAACCCCCCGCACCAGCAGAAAAUGCAGGCGAUGAGCCUGCGCCGAGCGCAGAGGGCGAAGCUCCUGCAGCAGAGACCGCUGAAGAGCCGCCUGCAGAGGGUGCAGAAAGCGCAGAGCCAGAGCCAGAGAAGGCAGAAGAGGCUCCAGAACCCACAGCAGAUGACGGCGAAUCUAAAAAAGAUGACGACAAUGGAAACAAUGACGAAGAUUUUCCAGAAUGUGACCCUGAACUCGGACAUGGUGGAGUAGAGACUGAGAAGGAGGAAAUUGCCAAACAAGCAGCCGAAGACGCCGAAGCCGAAGGAGAUCCUGCCGAAGUAAAUGAAGAAAGCAAGGAUGCCCCGGGCGAAGAUCCGCCGGCUGAAGACAACACAGAGCCUGCGCCUGAAGCAGCUGCAGAGGAUGGUCCCAAGGACGAACCAGCUCCGUCGGAAGCAGUAGAGGACUCUCCACCCGCCGACGGUGCAGCCGAGACGGAGAAGGAAGCGGAAGCUCAGCCCGAAGAACCAGCACCGACAGAGCCGGAGCAACCGCCAGCAGAGGAGCCUGCGCCUGCGUCUGCAGAGACUUCUUCGGAAAAGAAGAAAAAGAAGAAGAAGGGAAAGAAAGCGAAGAAAGGUGCCUCGGAGGAAGAGCCUGAGCCUGCGCCUGCGCCUACACCUGAACCUGAACCUGCUGCUGAAGCCGAGCCUGAGCCUGCGUCAGAGCCUGUGGCCGAAGCAGCUUCCGAACCAACUGCUGAGCCUGAACCUGAUCCUGCUGCCGAAUCCGCUACUGAACCCGCUGCUGAACCCGCUACUGAACCCGCUGCUGAACCCGCUGCUGAACCCGCUGCUGAACCCGCUGCUGAACCUGAAGCUGAACCUGAAGCUGAACCUGAAGCUGAACCUGAAGCUGCUGCCGAGCCCGAGCCCACGCCUGCGCCAAAACCUGUGGCCGAAGCUGCUUCCGAACUCGUUGCUGAGCCCGAGCCCGCUGCUGAGCCCGAACCCGCUGCUGAGCCCGAACCCGCUGCUGAGCCUGCUGCUGAACCUGAAGCCGCUAUCGAGCCAGCUUCAGAACCCGCUGCUGAUCCUGAGCCUGAGCCAGUUGCUGAGCCCGCACCCGAGCCCGCCGCUGAGCCAGAGCCCGAGCCUGCUCCAGAGCCUGUGGCCGAGCCUGAACCCCAACCCGCACCGGUAGAGGCCUCUUCAAAGAAGAGCAAGAAAAAGAAGAAGGGCAAAGCCUCCAAAGCCGCCGAGAAGGCUGUGGAGCCUGAGCCCGAGCCCGCAAAGGAACCCGCCACUGACACAGCUCCUGAACCAGUCCCAGAGGAAUCUAAAGAAGAAGCUCCUGCUGAAGCUUCACCCGCGGAGCCUGCGACUACAUCGGAGGAAGCUGCUUCCGAGGCUGCUGGGGAAGUAAAAGAUUCACCCGCUGAGGCAUGCGUGCCCGAUUCGCUUGACAAUUCGGCCGAAAGUACAGUGGUGGAAGCGGCUGAAGAAGCGAAGGAUACGUCUAUGGAGGAGCCGGCUGCCCCCGAGCCUGAACAAGCUGCUGAACCAGCACAGAAUGAAGCGAAAGAAGAAGCACCCGGUGAAGCCGCAACCGCUAAGGACACGACAGAGGAAUCAAUUCAUGAAACCCCUUUCGAACAAACAGCGGAAGUGGCACCGGCAGAGGAGCCUUCUUUUGAACCGCCUACCGAAGAGCCAGCUGCUGAGGUGGCUCCCAAAGAAGUAGUCGCCGAAUUCAGUCCUGCGCCAGAGCCUACUCCAGAGGAAGCGCCUGCUGCGGCUGAAGCGACAGUUGAGGAGAAGGUUGAGGAGAAAGCGCCCCCAGAGGAAGCUGCAGCUAAAGACGAGCCCGCUACAGAGCCGCCCGCCGUCGAUGAGCCUGCUAUUGAUCCCCCUGCUGAUCCCGAGCCCGAGCUCGAGCCCACUCCCGCCGAGGAACCCACCCCGGAGGUACCUGUCGAGGAGCCUCUCGUAGCAUCCGCUGCUGAGGAAGCUCCAACGGUUGAAGAGCCUGCCGUCGAAGUUACUCCCAGCGAAGAGGCUGCGACUGAACCGCCCGCUGCUGAGGAGCCAGCCCCUGAGGAGCCUGUGGCGGCCCCUGAAGAACCCGAGGCUCCGGUCGAAAAGCCUGUUCCGGAGCCGGAGGUCGCUGAUCAGGUUGCACAAUCUCCCUCUGAACUACCAGCCGCAGAGGUCGCAGAAGCUCCUGCAGAAGAAGCAGCUCCCGAGCCAGUGGAGGAUGCACCUGAACCGGAGCCAGCCAUUGAGACAGCCGCGGAAGUCGCGCCUGAAGUCGAUGAAACAGCAAACGAGGCCCCUGCUCUCGCCGCACCGGAGCAGCCAGCAGCCGUUGAGCCUGCAGCUUUGGAGGCUGCAGCGCCUGAAGAGACUCCAGCUGAGCCACCGGUGGAGGAGCCCACUCCUGAAGUGGAGGAACCCAAGGAUAUCCCUGCUGGGGAAGUCCCAGCUGAAGCUGACCCAGAACCAACUCCUGCCCUCGUGGAAGAGCCAGCUGCUAUUGAAGAAGUCGCACCAAGAGAUGAAGCCCCAGAGCCAGUUCCAGAAGAAGCCCUAGGGCCUCGCGACGAGCACCAGCCCGUGUUCAUGGAGGACCAUGCUGGCGAUGCUGGCGAUGCUGCUGCUGCUAGAGAACGCCGACGCAAAAGACGCUCACCAAAUAGUGGCCGCGAUGGUCGUGAUGGUCGGGAAGGUCGUGAGACUAGUGGUCGUGAGCGACGGUACUCAAAGACAUCCUCCGAUGGACGUCGUGAUCAGCUCCAGCUUCAGCGCCAGAAGAGUGAACGUGGUGGCGUCUUCACUAACCGAUGGGCCAUGGCUUUGGAGGAAGCUCGUCGUCAGCAUGAUGAGAAAGAGCGAGCCAAGGCGCAGACUAAGCGGCAGUCCGAAGCCGUUGCCGCCGACAAAGUGCGCAGUGGGAUUCCUCCGUCGGAGAAGUCCAAGCGCUCGGAGCGUGCGGUGAAGGAAGCUGAACCACCGAUAGUCGAGACCAAGCCCAAGCGUCGUGCCUCUCAUCAAGAGUCGAGCCGCUCCGUUAAGCCUCCCCCGUCGUCGAAGGAGAUGUCCACCUCCGCUCCCAAGCCUAAGGCUUUCCUUCGGUACAUGAGCAACGGCCAAUCGGAGAACAAAGGCCCUCUCUUGCGCGUCAAUAGCUCCAAGUCCACGUCUAAGUCUGCAGCCCCGGCGCCUGAAUUGUCGCGUCGAGCUUCUACAUCCCAUAGCCAUGGCAGCAGUCACCGUGAGCGUGAUUCUCAUGAAGAGAGAAGAUCCAGUGGACGUUCCAGCGGACGUUCCAGCGGAUCACACUCUCGACGCGAGGAAGAUGCUGUCCGGCAAGAGAAGAGAUCUCGUCGUCGAUCUGUCGUUGAGCCCGAGGCCAAGCCCUGUGAGAAGGAGAUUCGCGAGAAAGAGAGAAAGCCGGAAGGUUCUCGCCGCCACCGAACUAGCCAGGAGAAGGAGCCCCGUGAGAGCCGUGAAGCCCGCGAGCCUCGCCCAAGCCGUGAGAACCGCGAAACUCGCGAUCGCACUCAUCGCCGCCGACGCGAUGAGUCUCCACCCAAAGAACAGUCGAAGCUUAAGGGACUCAUCAGAGCCAUCACUGCGUUCUAA